UGAUUUCUAAUUCUUUGAAUGAAAGCCUCCUUUUAAUGAAAGCGAUGACAGUGACAUGCUAAUUUAACAUCGGAAUGACUUGAUAUUUAGGGUAGUUGUGCCUUCCAUGCAGGAACCGGUUACAACAAGUCAUUAUAAUAAUACUGAUGCUUUUAAUUUACUGAUGUAGUUAAAUGUGUUAGUGUUUUCAGAAAGAACUGCCAUGUCGUGGAUUCGAGAGCGGGAACUAUCACUUAUAGAAAGGCUCACUGCCAACAUCCUAAAGGCAGGGCCCAUGCCCAAACAUGUGGCCUUUAUCAUGGAUGGUAAUAGGCGUUAUGCCCAGAAGACACAUGUAGAGCGGCAGGAGGGCCACUCACAGGGCUUUGAGAAACUGGCUGAGACGCUCCGCUGGUGCCUAAACCUGGGUAUUCAUGAGGUGACAGUAUAUGCAUUCAGCAUUGAGAACUUCAAGCGUUCCAAAGAGGAGGUGGAUGGCCUGAUGGAGCUGGCCAGACAGAAGUUCAGCCGCCUGCUGACGGAGCAGGAGAAUCUUGAGAAGCAUGGUGUGUGUAUUCGUGUGCUGGGAGACCUGACUCUACUGCCUGAAGACCUGCAGCAGGUUAUUGCCAAAGCUGUGGUGUCAACAAGAGCACACAACAAGUGUUUUCUGAAUGUGUGCUUUGCAUACACCUCAAGACAUGAAAUUGCAAACGCUGUGAAGGAAAUGGCAUGGGGAGUAGAACAGGGUCUGAUAAAAUCCAGUGAUGUGUCCGAGGUGCUUCUCAGUGAGUGUCUGUAUAGCAGUAAUUCUCCAAACCCCGAUCUGCUCAUCCGUACGUCUGGAGAAGUGCGCCUUAGUGACUUCCUACUGUGGCAGACCUCAUAUUCGUGUCUAGUGUUCCAGUCUGUCCUGUGGCCGGAGUAUUCUUUCUGGAAUCUGUGUGAAGCUGUUUUGCAGUACCAGCUGAGUCAUCAAUCUCUCCAGAAAGCUCAGGAGCUGCACAGAGAAGGCCAAGCGCUCCAGCAGAUGGAAGCAGAUCGCACCUGUGUGGCUGAGCUCCUGCAGCAUCGUGGGAAUGGAAAGCCCAUGGAUGCCCAGAGUCGACAGAAAGCACUGCUAAACUACACCGCCAGCCGAGAGGAGAGAGUGCGCUGCUUUCUCAAUGCCCUUCAGCACAAGAGAGACACUUUCUUCAAUGAUUUAUGCAGCCAGGCUGUUGUGGCUUAGCACUGAACUUUUUUUUAUUGACUGACUGAUCUGUAAAUACUUUAGAUCUGGAAGGAUGUUUCACCCCGUUUUAUGGGGCAGUGGCUAUGUAUGUUUGUCAUUACAAUAGAACUGAUCUUAAAUCUUCAAAUAAAUUCACUUUGAUUGACCACAGGGGUUUCUUUUAUGGACUAAAAAUGCUAUAAAGAGUGCAAAAUCUGCUUGAUCUUUCGCGUUGGCUGUGAUCCGUUUGUAAUUACUGGAUAAGGAUUUUUUUUUUUUUCUUUUUAAAUAAUUCAAACUCAGAUUGUUUGACCAAUUAAUUGAAACCUCAAGAACAACUAAUCAAAUCAAAUAUUAAAAUGGCUUAAGAGCAUCUAUAUUUUAUGGCAGAACAUAAAAUGCACAUUUCUUCUAGGAACUGACUAAAGUUAUGUUCCAAAGAUAGCAGUCAAAUUUGGACUCACUCUAUCCAUCCAUCCGUCCAGAUAGAUCCUUUUUGCUUUUACAUCUGAUCCAACUCACCCAUUAACAUAACCUGUAAAAAAAACUUAUGUAAAUAAUAAUAAUAAAAAUUAUGUAAAUAAAUGCGUAUGUGUGUAUAAAGUUAUGACUAGCAGUUUUUCUCAGAAUUCAUUUUUUAAAUUUCCGGUGUAAUUCCACCCUGUGGCCAGCAGAGGCGCCGCUCUUACCAAGACAAGCAGCAGCAUCUGUCUGAGCUCUGAAACCUGACCGGGGAAUUCUGUCAUUGUUGCUUUAAGAGAUAAGCGACGCCCAACGAUACGUGAUCAUUCUCGCAGCCAAUCGCUGCACGGAAUAUGCAAAAUCUGGUUUAAACCGGUUUCUAUCUUAAAUUUCAAUAUAAAAACUUAAUAAAACAUAUACAGCCGUUAUUGUAUUUUACGCGAGACGCUGUGAGGCGUGCAGGGUUCCGUUGCUCACGAGCACACUAUUUAGACAAAUAUUCUGAUUUUUGACAUUUUUUCGGGAUUUUUCUGCAGUCAAGAUGCCCAAAAGAAAGAUUGAUGGUGAGAAGGCCGCCAAAGGCAAGGAGGAGCCAACAAGACGCUCCGCGAGGUUGUCUGCUAAACCAGCUCCUCCUAAACCAGAACCAAAGGCCAAAAAAGCCGCUGCCCCCAAGAAGGCAGCCAAGGGGAAGAAGGGCAGCAACCCUGCUGAAAACGGAGACGCCAAGGCAGACCAGGCACAGAAGGUUGACGCUGCUGGUGAUGCCAAAUGAGAAGCUAAUGAGUGUCUGAUCCUUCUAUGUACUUGGUGACUGUACAGUUUGAAAUAACUAUUUUUUACCAAGUUUUAUAAUAAGAAUUUAUAGUUGACUUGUUGACUUGCUUUUGAUGUACUGAUUGAUUUGACAGGAGUUACUAUAUUUCAUUCAUAUCCAUUUGUAUCCCAUUUUUUAAUCAAGCGUCUAUAUCUUGCCAAAACGGUUUGCCCUGGCUAAAUCUGUUGGCGAAACGCAAGAAUAUUGUCCUAAAGUUUGUUUAUUGCUUAUCUAUCUAUCUUUCUUUCUUUCUUGGUUUAUCUUUGGAUUUUAAACACCAAACAUUCUCAAAAGGCAGCUUAAGAGUGUUUCUAAAAUGUUUUCAGGAGGGGUUUCACCAUGUUGUUAGCAUUUAAACGUAGAAAUACUGUUUUCUUUUUUUAGGAAAUUACAAUGAAAUUGUCACAAGAAAAAAAAAAAAAUGAAUAAGGCAACAAUGUUAAAUAAAUUUACAAUGUGAACCUUCAAUUUCUUUAGAGGUGUGUGUUCUGAACUUGUCUUUUUUUUUUAUUAAGUUAUGUUCUGAAACAGUGGAAGGAUAUUCAGUGACUCUUAAAAUGCUUUGUUUUAAAUGGUUUUGAAUAAAAAAAUAAAAAAAACUGUCCAAAAA
Ctenopharyngodon idella (grass carp) is the source of this 3081-nucleotide messenger RNA. It is a transcript of the gene dhdds, whose product is annotated as dehydrodolichyl diphosphate synthase. Gene Ontology annotation, molecular function: ditrans,polycis-polyprenyl diphosphate synthase [(2E,6E)-farnesyl diphosphate specific] activity. NCBI's taxonomy places the organism in Eukaryota, Metazoa, Chordata, Actinopteri, Cypriniformes, Xenocyprididae. Gene Ontology annotation, biological process: polyprenol biosynthetic process. The transcript is spliced from 14 exons. Gene Ontology annotation, cellular component: endoplasmic reticulum; dehydrodolichyl diphosphate synthase complex. The record is from RefSeq and is a predicted model, not a curated record. The coding region runs from base 203 to 1210 and encodes 335 amino acids.